Molecule: messenger RNA, 1764 nt
Organism: Closterium sp. Yama58-4
Lineage: Eukaryota; Viridiplantae; Streptophyta; Zygnematophyceae; Desmidiales; Closteriaceae
Source: the annotation of a GenBank genome assembly
AUGAUCGAAGGCUUGGUGGAGACCUACCCCAAUCUACAGUACCUCGACGGGUUUCCUGACGUGAAGGUGGUGCUGCGAGCUGACGUCAGCAGAGGGACGUACGGGAAGGUGGCAAUCAUUUCGGGCGGCGGGAGCGGGCACGAGCCAGCUCAUGCAGGGUUCGUGGGGAAGGGCAUGCUCACUGCUGCCGUCUGUGGGGAUGUCUUUGCCUCGCCUUCAGUCAACGCUGUUCUCAUGAGCUAUACAGGCGAUAGGCUGAACUUUGGACUGGCAGCAGAGCAAGCCAAAGAGGAGGGCUUUAAAGUCGAUAUGGUGGUGGUGGGGGACGACUGUGCGCUGCCGCCCCCUCGUGGCAUUGCUGGGAGAAGAGGCCUGGCUGGGACAGUCUUUGUUCACAAGGUGGCAGGAGCAGCUGCAGAGGAGGGCAAGUCACUAGCUGACGUGGCAGCAGAGGCUCGCCAGGUGGCAGGCCUGGUGGGCACCAUGGGGGUGGGCCUCUCUGUGUGCACCGUGCCGGGAGGCUUCCCUUCUGAUCGACUCCCUGCCACCAAAAUGGAACUCGGGCUUGGCAUUCACGGCGAGCCAGGAGCAGCAGUGGUGGACAUGCAGCCAGUGGAUGUUGUGGUCUCGCACAUGCUCAAGACCAUCAACAACCCCGAGACAGGCUACAUGCCUCUCAAACUCGGCAGCAGAGUAGCACUCAUGGUGAACAGGUGGAGCAUGGGCUGGCAGUGGAGCGAGUGUAUGCAUGCCAUUCACCCUGUCUGUGUCUCACUGCACUCCUCUGCAUCCCGCUGCAUCCCUCUGCACCAUUUGUACACCAUGGCAUGGCAGGUGGAGCAUGGGUUGGCAGUGGAGCGAGUGUAUGCAGGCCACUUCAUGACGUCCCUCGACAUGUCAGGCCUCUCCCUCUCAGUGCUCAAGGUGGACGAUCAAGUGUUGCAGCGACUGGACGCCCCAACGCUCGCCCCUGCAUGGCCUAACGCCUGCCAAGGUGCGCGACCAGCCACCAAGGUGCCAGUGCCGCUCCCUCCUGCCCCGCCAGGCUCCCAACCUGCAUCAGCGUGUGAGCGUCCAAAGGAGUUGACAGAGGAGGGGCGGUGCCUGGAGCGGUGUAUUCGGGGGGGCGCCCAGGCCGUGCUGGCUCUGGCAGCGGAUCUGAAUGCAUGGGAUGCCAAGAUCGGUGAUGGGGACUGCGGCAGCACGAUGAGUCGUGGGGCCAAGGCAGUUUUCGACGCCCUCGCCUCAAGAUACCCGCUCAAUGAUGCACCAGCAACAGUGAGGGAGAUGGGCGCCAGUGUGCGGUGUUCCAUGGGGGGAACAAGCGGAGUGAUAUACGACAUCUUCUGCCGCUCCGCAUAUGUGAAGCUGAGGGAGCUUGCAGGCCCAGCAGCACAGCCCACCCCUGCUCACUGGGCAGCGGCAUUUGAGGCGGCAGUGGCAGCAGUGAGUCUGUACGGCGGCGCUCAAGCAGGCUACCGUACCAUGCUGGAUGCUCUGCUGCCCGCCGCUGCCUCUCUUUCGAGCAGUUUCAACGCAGGGGAGUCUGCAGCGGCAGCGCUGGCAGCUGCUGCUCAGGCUGCUGCUGCAGGAGCCGAGUCAACCAAGUCAAUGCCAGCUCUGGCUGGCAGGUCCAGCUAUGUACCAGCAGAGGUGUUGGCGUCAGUGCCUGAUCCUGGAGCCAUGGCUGUAGCAGCAUGGUUGCAAGGCGCCGCUACAGCCAUGCAACCUCCACCGGAGCCUGUAGUGGAGCCUUUGCUCUAG